GGCGAACUGACACAUUCAGCCAAUCAGAGUGAGCCUUCCAAGAAGCAGAAAAAGCUGAAGUUGUGCUAUUUCCCCCUCGACGAGUAACGUUGUCUGCGGAGUAAUGGAAACCACAUCGGUGUACAUGUGCUUCCCCUGCUACCAGGAGUUUAAUACUCUAGAAGAGGUCCUUCAGCACCAGUUGACAUGUACAGCUGAAGAGGAUCAAUCUAACUCUUCUGGAGCUGCCCCUGUUGAUGUUCCAGGGCUGCAGACACAGCAACAAGUAAUAAAUAUCUCCAGGGCAGUUGCGGUCCAACAGGAAGAUGCCUCAGAGAGCGCUGACCCACAGAUGGAAGCCCACUUGCUUCAUUCCUCUGUGCAGAACAUUAAGAAAGAACUUGAGGAUGCUUCAGAUGCUGAAAAGCAACCAACAGACCAGCCCAGAAUCCUUUACCAGUGUGGCGAUUGUGAUAAACUGUUCAAGAGCCUCGAGGAGUGGCAGCAGCAUCGGAAAGAAGGGAACUGUGAGCAAGCUGCCUCCAAGUCAGCAUCAGACUCUCAUGAUGAGCCAGAGACCUCCACAGCUGAGAACCAGGCUGCAUCAGUUAAUACAGAUGAUUCAUUUGUCCCACACAGUGAGAGCAGCGACACCCUUAAACCAGGACAGGAGGAAACCCCUGUGGAUGCAGCCGAGAUGCAAGCUGCAGAGACCCCCACAUCUAAGACCUCAGAAGGUCUUGCCGCUGAGGUGUCUGCUUCAGAUGAUUCGUCUCCAAGGCGGAGAGGCUUAAUCAAGAAACCAAAGCCUGAAGCAGUGUUACUGUGUGUUGAUUGUGGCUCGUGCUUUGGCCUGGUGUCUGAGCUGGUCUCCCACCGCAAGACCAAGCAUGGCUUUGAGGAAGCUCUGCACCGCUGCUCUGUAUGUGGAGAAAGCUUCUUGAACACCACGCUUUUCCUCUAUCACCGCAAGCAGCACAGACAGAAGGGCGAGGAAACGGUGCUAGUGGUCCCCGAAGUGACCCCAGAGAUUUACACCCUAAACAAUGGAAGCAAUGUGCAGGAUGCAUUCUCUUCCUCUAGCACUGAGACACCCACAUUUACACAGCCCGAGCUGUUCUUCUGCACCCACUGUGGACAGAGUUUUGGAGAUGGUAAAAGCCUUGCGACACAUCGUAUGGAAAAACACAGCCUCGGUGAGCCCCUGCACACUUGUUCCCACUGCGGAGAAGACUUCAUGAACACAACUCAGUUCCUGUACCACCGGCAGCAGCAUCGCUUCACCUCAAUGAGCGAGGUGGCCCAUGGGGUGGAGAUAAGCGAUGGAUCCGACACCGUAGGCUUUGAGGAUGGUGCACAAAGCUCAAAGAGACUGCUCUCCCUCUCUGCUGGUGAACCUGGAUCUCCCCUUCCUAAGAGAGGGCGGCCUUCGUUCAGGAUCGUAAGUGCUAAUGCACAACAAGGAAACAGAGCCUCCAAUAAUGACUCUGAGGGCAGCGCUGCAGCUGACAUGACCAACACGAACCAACCUCCACCUGCCAAGUUGCUGCAGGACUGGGCCAGAACGCCGCUACCCCACGUUUGCCCUUACUGCGGCAAAACCUUCACAAGACGCGUCUUCCUCCGCACCCACGUCUACAGCCACACCGGCGAAAAGCUCUUCACUUGCAAGGUGUGCACAAAGUCAUUCACCAAUUCCCAGAGCCUGCUGCGACACAGCAUGAACCACACAGGCAACAAGCCCUUCUGCUGCGAUGUUUGUGGGAAAAGCUUCUCGCAGGCAACCACCCUGAAAAGACACCAACUCAUUCACACAUCAGUGGAGCCUCCGCGCAAGAGAGGACGCAAACCAACGUGUAACGUGGACAGUGAAGGAUCUACUGCUCUCUUCGCUUGUCCAAACUGUCCCUCACACUUCAGCACUGAAGAACAGCUCAAUGAUCACAGAUUGCUCCAUACAAGCCACCCAUUCCCUUGCCCUGAAUGCGGAGAACCCUUCAAACGCAGGAAAGACCUGGACCUUCACUCCCUCAUACAUCAAGACAAGCAGCCGGUGACCUGCCCUCACUGCUCGUCCCAGUUUAUCAACCAAUCUGUGCUGGACAUCCACCUGCAGCGUUGUCCUGCCACAGAGGAGGAGAGGAAUACCGGCCGUGGACGUGGACAAGGCCGAGGACGCUCCACUGGACAGAUUGAAUGUGACCUCUGCGGCCAUCGCUGCAUGACCCAAGAGGGCCUGGAUCUCCACCGCUUAUCCCACACGGGCCAGACACCGCUCAAGUGCCCGGUGAGGCCCUGCCGCCGGCGAUUUACCUCCAACAGCGCCCUGGAGAAGCACGUGCUGGCCCAUUUCCAAGGAACGCUCUCCAAGUCCAAAACCCGACCGCGGUUCCGCUGCGACAUUUGCCUAAAGGAGUUUGCCUACAAUUCCACCUUCAGCGUUCACAUGAGGACACAUACUGAUGAGAGGCCCUUCGAGUGCUCCACCUGUGGGAAGCGUUUCCGGCAGCUGCCCCAUCUGCAGGACCACGAGCGAAUCCACACAGGUCUGCGGCCUUUCUGCUGUUGGAUCUGUGGCAAGAGCUUCAGCGUGGCCGCCCGUCUCACCGAGCACGCCCGCACCCACAGCGGCGAGAAGCCCUACCCGUGCCCCCACUGCUCCGCUGCCUUUCGCUCUCGUCCCAACCUGGACAAACACUUACGGCAACAUGGAGACCUUCCCCCGGAAGCAGCCGAGCAGGUGGUGCAGGCCGCUGAGGUUGCCCACGUGCAGAAGGUGUUGGAGGGGGCCAAGGCGCUGUCCACCUUGUCCACAACAACGGAGUUCGAUUCUGGCACCGUUCAGACCAUAUAUGUGCUGCAGGAAGGCGAAGAAGACUGUGAGACGGUGAUGAUCCCAUCCGAUCAGCUCAGCGGCAUAGAGGGAACCUCGCAGGUCGUCAUCCUGCCCUCAUCUGUUCUGGGAGGUCAGACUAUUACAGUUCCCACCAUCACCAUGGAGGAGAAUGAAAUCACCAUGAUGGAAACGAGCCAGUCACCUCAACAUGCCAUUGAGUUCAUUGUGGAGGAGACGGUGUGAAGCCAAACUAGAAAACAUUGAUGAGUUGGAAGAUGACAUUUACUAUCCUAAACUAUUUUAGAUUUUCGAUUCACUUUGAACAUUUAUUGGCACACCCAGAAAAUGUGUAAAAAGUCUUUAAAACUCUGCUUUUACUGUAGCAGCAAAACCCUGCCCUAAAAACAAACAAAAAAAACCUUUAAGGUUAUUUAUUCAGUGGAAAAAUGGAAAAAUAAUGUUUUUUUUUUACCAAAAUCGCUUGUUGAGCAAUUAUUGGCCCCCUGCUGUUAAUGCUUUGUGAAAAUGGGACAGCACCUGUUCUUCUCUUGACAUAUUUCAUUAGCACAGAGCUAACUGACAAAGGUCAUUCUGGAUCCUGAACUCCAGGAUCCUCUCUUAUACUCUCUUCUCUUCAGCUCACACAGCAAGUUUCUAAUGGGAUUUAGGUCCAAUCUCCUGAGCUAGCUAAAGGGUAAAGGUUUAUUUUGUGUCCUGGGAGCCAUUUCUCUGUUGAUUUGGGGUUUUGUAUUCAGGAUCUCCUUUUAUUUUGAAGACUUCAUUACACCAUGCUUCCAAACACGGUACCUCUCAGGAAUGAGGUUUGUUUUCCACAUCUUUAUCCUUUGUUUCACACCAAACCCACCUGGAGUCUUUUCUUAUCUAACCAAAACACCAGGGUUUAGCCAUUGCAGAGUUUGGCGCGUUUAUGUGUAUGAGAAUUGGAUAGAACAUUUUUUUUUUUCUGGGAUCAUUCCCAAACAAUUGGUUGACUUGUGGAGACGGUUGUUGUAGAGAUCUGGUGAGAGAUCCCAGUCUUUGCUGCAGUUCUCUAACACUGAGCUUCCCAGCCUAAGCAUGAACUCUAAUCAGUUCUAAUUCAUUUCAUUUAAAUGGAAAGGUAGGGGGAUAAAAAUUGUCACUAAUGUUUGUAAAAACAGAUUUUUUCCUAGAAAAUGAAUUUACUCAAAAUAGAGUUUGGGUGUCAGAUUUUGCUUCUACAGUAAGAGAGGAAUAUUUUUCAAGGCUAUUUACACAUCUUUACCAGGGGUGCAAACAAAUAUGUCCUUCUCUGUAUAAUUUCACUUGAGGUAGAAACAGUUUCUGUAGCAGUAUUAGCUAACGGGGUAAAGGUUGAUCUGUUCGGGGGAUGAGCUUAUAGUCAUUUGAAGUGAUUUAAAAACUAAUUGUGAAAUUAGCUUUUUGAUUCUAAACUAAUGUGUUUUUAUAGCCUGUAAGGUUAAAAACUUGUCCUUCUGUGAAAUGUUCUCUGCUUUCCUAAAAAUAAAAAGCAUCCGCUUA
This is a messenger RNA of Girardinichthys multiradiatus, 4336 nucleotides long. RefSeq names its product zinc finger protein 574 (gene znf574). The record is from RefSeq and is a predicted model, not a curated record. Bases 104 to 3058 code for a protein of 984 amino acids. The transcript is spliced from 10 exons. NCBI's taxonomy places the organism in Eukaryota, Metazoa, Chordata, Actinopteri, Cyprinodontiformes, Goodeidae.